Molecule: messenger RNA, 2473 nt
Organism: Diprion similis
Lineage: Eukaryota; Metazoa; Arthropoda; Insecta; Hymenoptera; Diprionidae
Exons: 3
Coding region: 173-2260 (695 amino acids)
Source: RefSeq, a predicted model, not a curated record
GGUUUUUCUGUCUUACACUGUGCUCUCGAUAUUCAUUAGUCUUCGCUUUGUAAAUUGUUGUAUACGUUGCCGUUGGAUUAUUGUAAUAGCGAUCGAUUUGUGCGUUAAUGAUCAAUUUCUUGACGUCUUACUCCCUUACUGCCUUCAACCAAACCUUCAACCAUCAACCAUCAUGAACAUCAGUCAACUCAGUUUGUCAGUUUACCCAGAACAGGUUCAACAUUCUUUGAAUGAAGCUAUUGCAUUCCAACAGAAUUUAUAUGAGCUAUCAAGCGAUUGGUUAUACUACGAAAACGAUCAACAUGAGUUUUUGAAAAAAAAUAUACGGUAUUCGCUUUUCGGUGCACCGGAGACGGAUGCCCCAUCAACGGAUAUAGUUUGUUGUACAGGAGAUCCAAUUCAAACAGAGCUGUUGCCUGAGCAAGAGAAGUUAAUUGAUAUGAUAUAUAGUCGGAUACUUGAAGUGAAUAGAUGCAAGAACUCUCUUCACGUUGGCGUAAUAUUUAACGUCUUGUGCAAUCUUGAGAAAAAAGAAAAACCGUAUGUGGCUCCAGUGCCAGUAUUUAAGGUAAAGAGAUGUAUGGAACGAGAGGAAAACCUGAAAAUUGGGCCAUAUGCUCCAGGUUCAGCCAAUAAAAUUGGUAGAACAGCUCUCUACCAUUACUGCGUUAAUUAUAUCGACUCAGAGGGGCGGAUUUAUAAAAACUGGACAGAUUAUGUAACCAACAAUACACUUCCUAAAUGUAUGAUGGUACUUCCAAUGGGUGGAUUCUAUCAAGCAAAUCCACUUGAAAAUAAUACAACUGAUAUAACUCAUGUUUGGGUUGAAAUUGGCCCAGCUCCAGGGGCUGCUAAGAUUUUAUCCUGCCUUGAUGUCGCAAGCACUGUCUUAGGGAUUGGAGCACUCGGCAUUACUGCGGCAACUCUGGCAGCACCCGCUAUCAUUGCUGCUCCUGUGGUUGUAGCAGGUUCUGUUUGCGGUGCUGUAAGUGGGGUCUACGCAACGGUCAGAUCUGGCCAGCAAUUGGCAGACCGUCGUCAACACCAACAGUCUAUUUCUGUGCUUGAUGAAACAGCACGAUCCGCUUGGCUGGGUAUUGUAGGUGGUGUAGCAGGAGGUUUAGCAAGUGGGUCUACAAUGAUUUUGAAUAAGGCAGCACGGGCAGGUUUGACAAUAGGCAAACUAGGCCAGACUACUUAUAAUGUAAUCUCUGUUGGUAAUAUAAUUAUAAAUGGUAUGGGAAUUGGUAAUGGAAUCUACAAUAUAUAUAUGAAGUAUCAGAACAGAAAAGAAGUUUCUGUACUUGAUGUAACCCAAGUAAUGGCGCAUGUAUUGUUCUUUGGUAAUGCUGUGAUGAAUUUUCAAACGGCUAAGACUAUAAUCAAUAAUACACAGCAACAAGUGCUUCAAGAUUAUGAACAAUCACUAAGAAGUAACAGACACAAAAAAGCUUUCAGACGAAUCAGACGUAAUACUCAGGCAUCUAGCAGCGACCAAAUCACCGGAGACUCUGAAAUCAUUCGUGGGAUCCAAUCGAUUCAAAAUAAGGAUGAUUUCUUUGCGGGAGUUGUUAAAAACAGAAAAGUAUUUAGCUCGUCGAACGCUGAAGUCACGUUCAAAGAUGGUCAUGCUAUGAUCAAUAACCAUGUAAAAUUUGAUCCAAUUGAAUUGUCUCAGCAACCACAGCAAGUAAGAGUCAAUACUGUGAGAGCUGCAGAGCCUUUUCGUGUAUCACAGAGUACCAUACCAUCUCCGACAAGAAUGCCAGAGUCAAACUAUAUAAGGCAACUUAACUUGAUCAGAGAAAGUCUUGAACCUUUCAAGGACUGUUCACUAUCUUCAAUACCUUUUCAAACUAUACAUAUUGGAAAGCUUAUAAUUGAUAUGCAGAACUUUAGUGAGAAUGAAUGUACCAAUUUAAUCACAAAACUAGCAAACAUUGCACAAUAUAUUCUUAGAGAAAUCAGAGAUUUUAUAAUGGAGUCAAUGGAUAAAUUAAUGUACCAUAUUUGGACUGUGUAUGUAAGACCAAAAGUUGAGCGUUUGUUUGCCGAUUUAGAAAUAGAUGCUAGCCACAUGGUUCGGUGCGAUCAUCUAGCACAGUUUUUCUUCGAUACUGCACGUGCGAUAAUUGACGACAUAUAUGACGGAAUAGGUAAUUUCUUGGAGGAAAUAAAAGUGAGCUUUUCAAGAAGCUCUGAGUUGCAAUCAGAGGCUGCUGUCUGUAGUAUUUGCUCGGGGUAUAUCCUGAGCGAUUAAUACUCACUUGCUUGAGUUUUCACCCAAAGAUUGAGCAUGGUGCCUUAAAAAUACCGAAUGCAACUGAUUAAUAUGAAUCAAUCACUGCUCACGAUUAGUAGCAUCACUAAAUAGCGAUUAUUUAGUUCUGAUCAUGUUCAUCCAUAAACCAAGUUGUAUUAUCCUAAUGAUUUUAGGACUGAGGUAAACAAUAUAAUCAUUUGCAUAACAUAA